AUGGUCUUGGGUCAUGAAGGGUGCCGUCCCAAGGCAUUGAUAUACCGCGGACCUGCUGCCUGCGAAGAUUGCCCAGAGUCAAUAGCUUCGCGGCUCAAAUCCUCAGCAUCUCAUUUCGAGGUCAAAUUUGCAGGACCAAAUGAAGACAUCGAUAUUACUGCAGAAGCCUUGAAGGACGUACAACUAUAUGUUCAGCCAGGUGGCGGUGAUCUUGAUCCGGCGUGGGAACAUACCAAGAACUAUAAAAAGAUCAUUCGUGACUAUGUGUCGCAAGGAGGUCGCUACGCAGGGUUCUGCUUGGGAGCUUACCUGGCCGGCAACGAUCGUGGAUUUGACAUCCUUCCACCCGGCUCUAACGCAACCGACGAAAUUGAUCAACCGGGUAGACAGGUUCCAGACCAACGCGAUACUGUUAUUCAAGUUGAUUGGACCUUCCAAACAGGCAAGAGGAAAGGGGAGACGGAUAAAGGGCGCUGGGUAUAUUUCCAGGAUGGUGCUGUUAUUCAACUGUUGCAAGAGGGUUCUGCGACUAUUCUGGGGAGAUACUCAAGUAAUGGUGACAUUGCCGCCUCGGUUACACCUUUUGGUAAAGGUUGGGUUGGAGUUGUUGGGCCGCAUCCUGAGGCGGAUGAGCUUUGGUGUGAGUACUCCUCUUUCGUACUCUAA
Molecule: messenger RNA, 666 nt
Organism: Penicillium cosmopolitanum
Lineage: Eukaryota; Fungi; Ascomycota; Eurotiomycetes; Eurotiales; Aspergillaceae
Exons: 2
Coding region: 1-666 (221 amino acids)
Source: RefSeq, a predicted model, not a curated record